This is a messenger RNA of Coccidioides posadasii C735 delta SOWgp, 2043 nucleotides long. RefSeq lists its product as uncharacterized. The record is from RefSeq and is a predicted model, not a curated record. Gene Ontology annotation, molecular function: histone H2AQ104 methyltransferase activity; rRNA methyltransferase activity; RNA binding. Gene Ontology annotation, biological process: rRNA methylation; box C/D sno(s)RNA 3'-end processing. Lineage: Eukaryota; Fungi; Ascomycota; Eurotiomycetes; Onygenales; Onygenaceae. Gene Ontology annotation, cellular component: box C/D methylation guide snoRNP complex; small-subunit processome.
CUGGCAAACACAUUUCUGCGCGUGCGGCUUUAUAUUCCAAGAUGGCACCUCCCCUGCUCAACUCGUCCAAUUCCUUUGAUGCGAAGAAGCCGGUGACGUACAGCACCACCGCUCUGAAGAGAUGGUCCUGCUUAAACAAUAAUAAAGACCUUCCAGCAAUUCCUGAUGUCAAAGCUAUCCAUGUCUAUGAUUUUGACAAUACCUUGUUUAACAGCCCCCUCCCCAACCCACAGCUUUGGAAUGGUCUCACGAUUGGCUUCCUUCAGGCCUAUGAAUCAUUUGCAAAUGGCGGCUGGUGGCAUGACCCCAAUAUCCUUGCGGCCACUGGUCAGGGGAUUGACGUAGAAGAACCUUUAGCUUGGAAAGGUUGGUGGAACGAACAAAUAGUUGAACUUGUUGAAUUGAGCAUGAAGCAAAAAGACGUCCUUACAGUACUUCUCACUGGACGCGCGGAGAGCUCAUUUGCAGAGAUCAUCAAACGAAUUGUCAAAAGCAGGUCUUUGGAGUUUGACCUUGUGUGCCUAAAGCCCGAAAUUGGACCCAACAGCCAACGCUUUUCUAGCACGAUCAAUUUCAAGCAGAUUUUCCUUGAAGAUAUGAUAUUUACAUACAAGCAUGCCGAUGAGAUCAGAGUUUACGAAGAUCGUAUUAGACAUGUCAAAGGUUUUCGGGACUACUUUGAGCAGUUCAACCUCCAAUUUCUUGCUCCCAACUCGCAUCCAAUUCGGAAAUCUAUCACGGCCGAAGUCAUCCAUGUUGCUGAGAGCACUAGAUAUCUGCCACCUGUUGCUGAAGCUGCCGAAGUACAACGUAUGAUUAAUUCUCACAAUGCAAUUGUGACGGCCGCCUCCGGAAACGUCACCAAGUCGCCAUAUGGGCGCCUUCGAAUUCAUCGUGUAAUUUUCUACACCGGUUACAUGCUUGACAAUGCUGACUCCGAACGAUUGGUGAAAUAUCUUACCUUACCUAUGCUUUCACCCAGCCUCGUCGAUUCGGGGGAUGUCAAACUGAUGGCCAAUACCAUAUUGAUUACACCUCGCGCUGCGCCAAAGGCUAUCCUCGACAGAGUGGGUGGCAUUGGUAAGGUCGUGCGUUGGCGAGUCACGGAUACAGCUGUUUUUGAAAACAAGAUAUGGGCUGCAAGAGUAGCCCCUAUAUCCGAUUCGGAAGAUAUUUACACUGAUAACCCUGAUCCUGUAGUUGUCCUUGCUCUAAGGAGAGGUGCUCGGCCCAUUGACGUGGGAAGGAUACGCAACUGGAACCCCGUUUCCGAAGAAAAUGCCUUGGUUUUUGAUACCACUAUAGGAGAAAAAUUGGUUUUGCGAGUGGCAGAAGAUAACUCAGAUGAUGGAGAUGGAGAAGCGCCGAAUGUAGGCCGACCAUUCAAGCGCAGACACAAGUAUGAUACUCGUGACAACGAAGAUGUCCCUUCGUACCCAAAGGAGAAUCAUCGCGAACCAGGGCGCCCCCGUGGUGGUUACAAUGAUUACAGUCGAUCUCGCCACGAAAGACACCCAGAUGACCGACCGCCAAGGCAUUAUCAUGACGAGGAUUCCCGCCGUGGCCCACCCCCACCAGGCUACCGUGGAGGUGGUCGUGGGCGUGCGGGCCGCGGAGGUAGAGGAGGACGAGGACGAGGGCGUGCGCCUGGUCCCCGAGAAGGUGGCGGCUAUGCUGGAUACCGAUCUUUGGACGAUUAUCCUUCCAGCAGACCCGGCUACGAUGGAGCCGGUGACGAUAGAGGGGGGCCUGGGAGUGGAAAUCCAGUCAUGAACUAUUGAGAUCAUUUUUCCCUCCCUAUGGUCCCUGUUUCCGGUGUGCAUGUUGAUAUUUCCCUUUUGCUUCCAAUCAUGGCGUUAUACUAUGAAAUAAAACUAUCUCUACGUGUAGGAGCGGCGUUGGGGCGGGCUCCGUCUCCUAGUUGGGUUUUCAGUUCCUCGGAGGGCGUACGGUGGGAGAGAUUUGCUGGGUAUGUACAGGUGGAUAUUUUCUGCCAUUUUCCGACUUUAUGUCCGGUACAUAUAAUUCACGCUGUCAUCGGCA